Messenger RNA from Dovyalis caffra, 870 nucleotides. The record is from the annotation of a GenBank genome assembly. NCBI's taxonomy places the organism in Eukaryota, Viridiplantae, Streptophyta, Magnoliopsida, Malpighiales, Salicaceae.
AUGGCUACGCAGCAUAAGACGGGCAGCCCUCCAGGCCCAAAAAAGAAUGAAAGAUGGACCAUGUCGUUGCCGUGGUCCAACGAUAACAAUGGAAAAUUUAUAGUUGACUCAUCGAAUUUACCUGAAUCAGCAGCAGAGGGCAUCCGAGGACACCUGAAGAGCCAGGAACAUCAUAUAGAAGAAGCUCGUCAAUGGCAAAACGCAUCUUCGAACGUAAAAACUUUUACGUUAGUAAACAACUGCAAAGAGACAAUAUGGCCUGGAAUCAUAACAAGAGGUAGCGACAGUAAUGAUCAAGGUUUUACUCUAAAACCAGGCCAGAACGCCUUCUACAAUGCCACCACCGCCGGAUGGAGUGGUCGGAUAUGGGCCAGAACCGAUUGUAAUUUCGAUAAGAACGGCACUGGAAAAUGCCAGACGGGUAGCUGUGGCACCUCUCUGAAGUGCACAGGUCCAAGUAGCCCACCCAACACCAUUGCUGAAUUCACUCUUAGUAAUGAUGUUGAUUUCUACGAUAUUAGCCUUGUGGAUGGAUUCAAUUUGCCUUUAGUAAUUGCUCCUAUUAAUGGCAAAGGAAACUGUAGCAUUGCCGGUUGCGACGGAGAUCUACGACAGAAUUGUUCGUCUGAACUGGCCGUCAAGUCGGAUGGGAAGGUCGUUGCUUGCCGGAGCGCAUGCGAUGUAUUCAACACCGACGAAUAUUGUUGUCGAGGAGCAUUUGCAAAUCCUGUUGCUUGUCUACCAAGUAACUAUUCCAGGAGUUUUAAACAAAUAUGUCCUGCAGCAGCUAGUUAUGCAUUCGACGACCGUUCAAGUAUUAUAACUUGCUCUGCAUCCGAAUACAUUGUCACCUUCUGUGCCUCGAGGUAA